This is a messenger RNA of Salvelinus fontinalis (brook trout), 11453 nucleotides long. Its product is annotated as spectrin beta chain, non-erythrocytic 1-like. Gene Ontology annotation, molecular function: phospholipid binding; structural constituent of cytoskeleton; actin filament binding. Gene Ontology annotation, biological process: actin cytoskeleton organization. The coding region runs from base 571 to 7749 and encodes 2392 amino acids. Lineage: Eukaryota; Metazoa; Chordata; Actinopteri; Salmoniformes; Salmonidae. Gene Ontology annotation, cellular component: cortical actin cytoskeleton; cell projection; plasma membrane. The transcript is spliced from 39 exons. The record is from RefSeq and is a predicted model, not a curated record.
CGACUAAUAAACGGAAAUUGUUGGGUUGGAAUCAGGCUGGAAUUAUGAACCAGGGACAGCACCACUCUGGAGGCUUUGCGUGUCUCCGCGGUAUGAAUGUGAUUGACUGAGCGUACUCAGUCCCCCCCCCCGCCCCCGUAUCAUUCAUUCUUUCUAUCUCCCUGUUGAACGAACGGAAUUAGGGGACGACGGUUGGAGGUUAUCUAGGAAACUGCGGACAUCUCUCAGAUGCUAACUUAUAAACGAUUUCGUAUAUCCUUGCGAGUAGCCUACCACCAUUGCUUUGCAUUUAUUCUGUCAAAUGUAGAGGACUGCUUAUGUUUCCUAUCACGCCGUGCUGCACAAGCAGCGUGAAAAGAUCUGAUUCAAGGAUGCGGAUUUAACAGAAAUACGCUGCCAACUGGAAUUUUAAACAUUAGCAUUGAAUUAAGUCACUAAUGCCAGUAACCAGAUACUCUUUAUGUUCGUUUUAUAUUUGAUCAGUGACGCGGUAAAAAUAUCGAGAGCCAACCACCAACGAAGAUAAACCACGAGAACGGGUUGGAUGGUUUCCCCCCAGCCCCGGUCACCAUGAGCACCAUCUCUCCCACCGACUUCGACAGCCAGGAGAUCCAGCAGCAGUACAAUGACAUCAACAACCGCUGGGACCUGGCCGCAGAGACCGACUGGGACAAUGAGAACAGCUCGGCGCGCCUCUUUGAGCGCUCGCGCAUCAAAGCCCUGGCAGAUGAGCGCGAAGCGGUGCAGAAGAAAACCUUCACUAAGUGGGUGAACUCUCACCUGGGCCGUGUGACGUGCCGCAUCGGGGACCUGUACACUGACCUGAGAGAUGGACGCAUGCUCAUCCGCCUGCUGGAGGUGCUGUCAGGAGAACAGCUGCCGAAGCCCACCAAGGGGCGUAUGCGUAUCCACUGCCUGGAGAACGUGGACAAGGCCCUGCAGUUCCUCAAGGAGCAGAAGGUCCACCUGGAGAACAUGGGCUCCCACGACAUCGUGGAUGGGAACCACCGCCUCACCCUGGGUCUCAUCUGGACCAUCAUCCUUCGCUUCCAGAUCCAGGACAUCAGUGUGGAGACUGGGGAUAACAAGGAGAAGAAGUCUGCCAAAGAGGCCCUGCUUCUCUGGUGCCAGAUGAAGACCGCUGGGUACCCCAACGUCAACGUUCACAACUUCACCACCAGCUGGAGAGACGGCCUGGCUUUCAACGCCAUCGUGCACAAACACAGACCGGACGUGAUUGAGUUUGACAGCCUGAAGCGGUCCAACGCCCACUACAACCUCCAGAAUGCCUUCAACAUAGCAGAGAAUAAGCUGGGCCUCACCAAACUCCUGGACCCAGAAGAUGUCAACGUUGACCAGCCGGAUGAGAAGUCCAUCAUCACCUACGUGGCCACCUACUACCACUACUUCUCCAAGAUGAAGGCCCUGGCUGUGGAGGGCAAGAGGGUUGGCAAGGUGCUGGACUAUGCCAUUGAGGCUGACCAGCUGGUUGGGAACUAUGAGAGCCUGGCGUCAGAGCUGCUGCAGUGGAUCGAGCAGACCAUUCUGACCCUGAACGACCGUCAGCUGGCCAACUCCCUGAGCGCCGUGCAGAACCAGCUGCAAGCCUUCAACACCUACCGCACCGUGGAGAAACCCCCUAAGUUCACAGAGAAAGGCAACCUGGAAGUACUGCUGUUCACCAUCCAGAGCAAGAUGAGAGCCAACAACCAGAAGGUGUACAUGCCCAGAGAGGGCAAGCUCAUCUCUGACAUAAACAAGGCGUGGGAGCGCCUGGAGAAGGCGGAGCACGAGCGGGAGCUGGCGCUGAGGAACGAGCUGAUUCGCCAGGAGAAGCUGGAGAUGCUCGCCGCUCGUUUCGACCGCAAGGCCGCCAUGAGGGAGACCUGGCUGAGCGAGAACCAGCGGCUCGUCUCUCAGGACAACUUUGGCGUGGACCUGGGAGCGGUGGACGCCGCGACCCGUAAACACGAGGCCAUCGAGACGGACAUCGGGGCGUAUGGGGAGCGCGUGGCGGCCGUGGAGGCGGUGGCCAGGGAGCUGGAGGCGGAGAACUACCACGACGUGCGCCGUGUGCUGGCGAGGAGGGACAACGUGCUGCGGCUGUGGGAGUACCUGAAGGAGCUGUUAGCCGCUCGCAGGGAGAGACUCAACGCACACCGAGACCUGCAGAGACUGCUGCAGGAGAUGAGAUCCAUCAUGGACUGGAUGGGAGAGAUGAAGGGUCGUCUGCAGUCCCAGGACAGUGGGAAGCAUCUGCAUGAUGUGGAGGACCUGCUGCAGACUCACAACCUGGUGGAGGCAGACAUCUCAGCCCAGGCAGAGGGGGUCCGCGGGGUCCAGGGAGCCGCUCAGCGCUUCACCUCGGACCAACAGGUCUACAAACCGUGUGAGCCGGCGCUGGUGGGAGAGAAGGUGUCUCUGCUGGGCCGGGCCUAUGAGGAGCUGGGCCAGCUGGCUGGGGAGCGGAGGGUGCGCCUCGAGGAGUCACGGCGCCUCUGGCAGUUCCUGUGGGAGCUGGGAGAGGAGGCGGCCUGGAUCAGAGAGCAGGAGCAGAUCCUGUCAGGAGGAGACUGUGGCCGCGACCUCGCCUCCGCCCUGCACCUCCUCAGCAAGCACGAGGCCUUCAGGGACGAGAUGGCAGCCCGCUACGGCCCUCUGGGCAACAGCAUCGCCGCCGGACAGACCCUGGUGGAGGAGGGACACAUUGGAGCCCCAGAGUGCACUGAGAGGAUCGGGGACGUCCGCGCUCAGUGGGCACACCUGGAGGAGACGUCCCAGCUGAGGGAGCAGCAGCUGAAGGAGGCGGUGGCCCUGCACCAGUUCCAGACGGACGCCAACGACAUGGAGGCCUGGAUCCUGGAGACGCUGCGCCAGGUGUCCAGCCAGGAGGUGGGCCACGACGAGUUCUCCACCCAGACCCUAGCCCGCAAGCAGAGGGAGGUGGAGGAGGAGAUCCAGAGCCACCGGACCCUCAUCGACUCCCUGCACGAGCAGGCCCUCAGCCUGCCCCCGGUCCAUGCAAACUCCCCUCAGGUAGAGGGCCGUCUGCCUGCCAUCGAGCAGCGUUACCACGAGCUGGAGGCCCUGUCUGCGUCGCGGCGUCAGGCCCUGGAGGGGGCGCUGGCCCUCUACCGCAUGUACAGCGAGGCGGGCGCCUGCCAGCUGUGGGUGGGGGAGAAGGAACAGUGGCUGGACGGCAUGCAGAUCCCCACCAAACUGGAAGACCUGGAGGUGGUGCAGCAGAGGUUCGAGACCCUGGAGCCUGAGAUGAACAACCUGGGGACUCGUAUCUCUGAUGUCAACCAGGUGGCCCAACAGCUGCUGGGAUCAGACAACCGCAGCAAAGACCAGAUCCACCAGACGCAAGACCAGCUCAACAACAGGUGGAAGGAGUUCCAGCGUCUGGCGGACCAGAGGAAACAUGCCCUGGAGUCAGCCCUCAACAUCCAGAACUACCACCUGGAGUGUAACGAGAUCCAGAGCUGGAUGAGAGAGAAGACCAAGGUGAUCGAGUCCACCGAGAGCCUGGGCAACGACCUGGCUGGUGUCAUGGCCCUGCAGCGCAAACUCACAGGCAUGGAGAGAGACCUGGAGGCCAUUCAGGGUAAGUUGGACGACCUGAAGAAGGAGGCAGAGAAGCUGGCUGAGGAGCACCCGGACCAGGCAGAGGAGAUCCAUGCCCACCUGGGGGAGAUCCAGGAGGUGUGGCAGGAGCUCAACGCCACCAUGAAGCGGCGUGAGGAGUCUCUGGGCGAGGCCAGCAAGCUGCAGGGCUUCCUCCGGGACCUGGAUGACUUCCAGUCCUGGCUGUCCCGCACGCAGACCGCCGUGGCGUCCGAGGACAUCCCCACCUCGCUGCCAGAGGCUGAGGGCCUGCUCUCCCAGCACGAGAGCAUCAAGAACGAGGUGGACAACUACAAGGAGGACUAUGAGAAGAUGCGGGCGGUGGGUGACGAGGUGACCCAGGGCCAGACUGACGCCCAGUACAUGUUCCUGGCCCAGAGGCUGCAGGCACUGGACACCGGCUGGCACGAGCUGCGCCGGAUGUGGGAGAACCGCCACAGCCUUCUGGCCCAAGCCUUCGACUUCCAGAGCUUCCUGAGGGACGUCAAGCAGGCUGAGGGUUUCCUCAACAGCCAGGAGUAUGUGCUGUCCCACACUGAGAUGCCCUCCAGCCUGCAGGGGGCAGAGGAGGCCAUCAAGAAGCACGAGGACUUCCUGACCACCAUGGAGGCCAGCGAGGAGAAGAUCACGGGCGUGGUAGAGGCCGGACGCCGCCUGGUCAACGACCUUAACGCCAACUCUGACAAGAUCCAGGAGAAGGCCGACUCCAUCCAGCAGAGACAUCAGAAGAAUAGGGAAGCUGCAAAUGAACUCCUGUCUAAACUGAAGGACAACCGUGAACUUCAGCAUUUCCUGCAGGACGGACAAGAGCUGACUCUGUGGAUCAAUGAGAAGAUGCUGACUGCUCAGGACAUGUCGUACGACGAGGCCAGGAACCUCCACAGCAAGUGGCAGAAACACCAGGCCUUCAUGGCUGAGCUGGCCUCCAACAAAGACUGGCUGGAUAAGAUCGAUAAGGAGGGCCAGGCCCUGGUGACAGAGAAGCCAGAGCUACAGCCUGUAGUCCAGCAAACUCUGGAGGGCCUGCAGAGCCAAUGGGAAGAGCUAGAGAACACUACACGCACCAAGGCUCAGUGCCUCUUCGAUGCCAACAGGGCGGAGCUCUUCACCCAGAGCUGCUCUGCUCUGGACGUGUGGCUGAAGAACCUGUCAGGGCAGCUUCAGAGCGACGACUUCGGCAAGGACCUGACCUCCGUCAACAUCCUGCUCAAGAAGCACCAGAUGCUGGAGCACCAGAUGGAGGUGCGUGAGAAGGAGGUGCAGUCGCUGCAGUCCCAGGCGCUGGCGCUGUCCCAGGAAGAUGCUGGUGGGGCCGUGGUGGAGGUGGACUGCCAGCAGAGACGUGUCACUGACAGCUUCUCCCAGCUCCAGGACCCCCUCAACCAGAGGCGGCAGCAACUGCUGGCUUCCAAGGAGGGCCACCAGUUCAACAGAGACCUGGAGGAUGAGAUUCUAUGGGUGAAGGAGAGGAUGCCCCUGGCCACAUCCACCGACCAUGGGAAGGACCUGUCCAGUGUGCAGCUGCUCAUCAAGAAGAACCAGACUUUGCAGAAGGAGAUCCAGGGCCACCAGCCCCGUAUUGAUGACAUCCAGACCCACCGCAGGGGGAUGUCCCCAGGGCAGGAGGAGAUGGACGGGGAGAGGCAGUCUGUUCUGGAGGGCCGUCUGGCGGAGCUCCGAGACUCCUGGGCCCAGCUCAUCGCUGAGACGGACGAGCGCCACGCCCGGCUGGUGGAGGCCAACCGCGCCCAGCAGUUCUACACCGACGCUGCCGAGGCCGAGGCCUGGAUGGGAGAGCAGGAGCUACACAUGAUGUCAGAGGAGAAGGCCAAGGAUGAGCAGAGUGCUCUGGUGAUGGUGAAGAAGCACCAGACAUUAGAGCAGACCCUGGAGGACUACGCCCAGCCCAUCCACCAGCUGGCCAACAGCAGCCGCACCAUGAUGACCAGCGAACACCCAGAGAGCGAGCGUAUCAACCUACGGCAAGCCCAGGUGGACAAGCUGUACGCAGGGCUGAAGGACCUGGCUGAGGAGCGGCGUGGGCGUCUGCAGGAGAGGCUGAGGCUGACCCAGCUGAAGAGAGAGGUGGACGACCUGGAGCAGUGGAUCGCUGAGAGGGAGGUGGUGGCCGGAUCCCAUGAGCUGGGACAGGACUACGAACAUGUCACCAUGCUGCGGGACAAGUUCCGCGAGUUUGCUCGGGACACCAGCACCAUCGGCCAGGAGCGCGUGGACGGCGUUAACGGGCUGGCCGAUGACCUCAUCGAGUCGGGUCACCCUGAGAACGCCAGCGUGGCGGAGUGGAAGGACGGUCUGAACGAGGCGUGGGCCGACCUGCUGGAGCUGAUCGACACGCGCACCCAGAUGCUGUCUGCCUCCUACGAGCUGCACCGCUUCCACCAGGACGCCCGCGAGGCGCUGGGGAGGGUCCGGGAGAAGAAGGAGGCGCUGCCCUCUGACCUGGGCCGUGACCUCAACACCGUCCAGCACCUCCACCGACAGCACACCGCCUACGAGCACGACAUCCAGGCCCUCAGUGGACAGGUGAACCAGGUGCAGGACGACGCGGCGCGGCUGCAGAAGGCCUACGCCGGGGAGAAGGCCGAGGAGAUCCACCGGAGUGAGCGCUCUGUCACUGAGGCCUGGGAGGGUCUGCUGGGAGCCGGCCAGGCUCGCCGACACGUCCUGCUGGACACCGUGGAGAAGUUCCGUUUCGUCAACAUGGUGCGUGACCUCAUGCUGUGGAUGGACGGGGUCAACCUGCAGAUCGACGCCCACGACAGCCCCAGGGACGUGUCCUCUGCAGGGUUGGUCAUAGCCAACCAUCAGGACAUCAAGUCUGAGAUCGAGACCCGGGCAGACAGCUUCACCACCUGCAAUGAGAUGGGACACUCUCUCAUCAACAACAACCACUAUGCAGCUGAUGAGAUCCUGGAGAAACUGGACCAGCUCCAGGGCAAGAGAGACGAGAUCAGCAACAAGUGGCAGGACAAGAUGGACCACCUUCUGAUAGUUCUGGAGGUGCUGCAGUUUGGCCGGGAUGCGUGCGUGGCAGAGACAUGGCUGGCAGGCCAGGAGCCCUUGGUGCGGGGGGCCGAGUUGGGCUCUAACGUGGACGAGGUGGAGAGCCUGAUCAAGCGCCACGAGGCCUUCGAGAAGCUGGCCGCCGGCUGGGAGGAGCGCUUCACCCUGCUGGAGAAACUCACCACGCUGGAGGAGCAGGAGAUCCAGAGGAGGGAGGAGGAGGAGAGGGCGAGGCGAACCCCCACACCACCCCCGACAGAAGAGGUGGCCCCGUCUGAGGCCGAAACACAUGAUGCCAGGACCAGCUUAGACCAGACCACACUGAACCAGUCAGUAUCAGUGAAUGGAGUCCACAGCUACCAGGAUACCUCCCAGUCGUUAUCAGUAUCAUCAGUGUCAGUGGAAAAGAAAGAGAAGUGUGAACCUGUCUCUAAACCCGUGUCUAAGCCAAAGCAUCCGCUGCGCGGUUCUGAGUCCGACUCUGUGAAUGGUCCGGGGAGAGACAGCGGGCUGGCGUCUUCACGCCUGGACCCGUCUGCCACGCUACCCAGCAAGGGAGAUGACGCUGGCACAGACGCCAUGGAAGGCCUGCUCUACCGCAAGCAGGAGAUGGAGACCCACGCCAAGAGGGCAGCUAGCAGCUUCUCUCUCUCUUCCCAUAGGUCCUGGCAGAAUGUGUACUGCGUUCUGCGUAAGGGCAGCCUUGGCUUCUACAAGGACCAGAAGAGCGCCUCCAACGGGAUCCCCUACCACGGAGAAGUCCCCAUCAGCCUGGGAGAGGCUGUGUGUGAGGUGGCGCACGACUACAAGAAGAGGAAACACGUCUUCAAGCUACGGCUAGGGGAUGGUAAGGAGUUCCUGUUCCAAGCUAAAGAUGAGCCGGAGAUGGCCUCGUGGAUCCACUCCAUUAUUAGCUCCAUCCCAGCAGGGGGGUCAGGAGACCGCUCCCCCGGAGGCCCCAGGGUCCUGAGCCGAGCCAUGACUAUGCCCCCCAUCUCCCCUAGCUCAGCGGAGGCUGCAGGGGUCACCAUGCGCAACAAGGAGGGCAAGGAGAAGGACCGCGAAAAGAGGUUCAGCUUCUUUGGCAAGAAGAAAUAAAACGCCUGGAGAAGAACAACAUCAAGGGAAAUGAUAUUUGUCGAAAUUCCACCAAACUGAAACGGGCAGAAAGGAAAACAGUCUUGUGGCAUAAACGCAUCGCUCUCAGCCUUGGUCCUAAGGAGUUUGUCAACAACUAUGUGGCACACACAGAGCUUGCUCUUUCUCACUCUCUUUUUCCAUUUGUCUUCUCUUUCCCUCAUCGCUCUUUCCCUUUCUCACAUUAGAUUCAUCCUACCAAUGUAAGCCAUUGUCUAUAGCGUCAAUGGCAUUUUCAGACAAGAAGCUGGGUUUGUUGAUCAGUCACACUAAUAAGAACUCUUUGACCUCAUCGCUGGGGGGAACCAAGGUGUUUGUGGGGAGAUGAGAGGCAGCGGUGGUUAGCAUUGGCAGAGCCAAGAGGCUAUGAGGCCCCUAAGAGUCAAUUCUCUUUCAUUCACCCACAUUGGAUUCUGUUUUAAAAUUAGUUCUUCCUCGACCAGUUUUUAGAUGGGUAAUAUGCUCUAAUGCUGUUUUACCAAUAAAAGCGAGCCCAUGGACCACGGUAGAGGGUGCUGUCCCCUCACGUCCCCUCUCCCAGUCUCUCUCUCCCCCCCUCCUUGGGAAGGACCACAUCAUUUUUGGGACGUUGGCGUUAUUAACGUUACCAAUAAUUAUUGUUGUUAUUAUAAUGAUUAUUUAUCUUUUUGCUGUUGCAAGCUUGAGGGGGAUAAAAAGGAAGUUAUUUAAAGAGUAUGUCAGUGGAUGUAUUGAGUCGUGUUGCGAAACAACAAUUUGGUUUAAUUCACGGGACCACGUUGGUCUCCUUUCUGUUUGUAUCGUCUUCAGUUUGAGGUGGGUUUUUUCUUUUUACGAAAGCUCAGUACAUUUUAGCAGUGUGCAGUUAAGUGAUUUUCACCAGUGCAGAAUGAUAGAAAUAUUUAAAGUGGUUUUAUUUUAACUUGGAAUUGUACCUGUUUGAUUUUGUUCUUCUGCGGGAUUAUUUCUCCUUUGAUUGUGAGUUUCCUUGUUUCUUUUUGAAGCAGAGAGGUUUAGUUUUCUAGUGAGAGUUGUGGUGCUGUGGGUUUUGCACGUUUCUGUUCUAAAUCAGACGUGUCCAGUUGGAUGCUGCUUUUCUGACUUCACACACAGGUAAACACACACACAGAUAAACACACACUUAAAUAAAUUGUUGGGAUGGCUUUCUAGAAGUAUUCUUAAAAUGUAGAUGACAAUAUGCUAAUGAAUGAAUUAAACGUUCCUCCUAGAUGGUUUCAAGACUUCCGUUUCACUCUUCCCUCACCACCUCCUGUCCGUUGUUUUGGUAUGUGAUGGCAGAGGGGCACGUUAACACUGCCAGUGCCCAACACUAGAGAGGAUUGUAAGCAGAAGCACAUCCAUGUGGCAUGGGGUGGGCUAGUAGGUGGGGGGGGGGGUCAUUACAGAUGGGUUAGGGUCGGGGCACUGAGGGGGGAUGAUGAGAGUAGAGGAUCAGAAGGUGAUGUGCUGGACGAGGGAGAGGACGAGUACUGAGCCUUACUGCAGCCCACAGACUUAAGAACCCUUUAUUAGCCCAGUCGUUCCUUGAAUAGCGCUUAAUCACAAAGGGAGCUUUUUCGCUCACGUAACAAAUCUCCGAAUGUGCCCCUUGGCGUUGACGCGGCGUACGUCUAUGGAUUCUGUACCCAGGUACCGUAGGGCACAUGGAGACAGGCCCAGCCGCAACAGCGAUUGAAGGAAAUGCAGGCAAAGCUCGGUUGGAUUGGAAGAGGCGUAACCAUGGAUCGCUUUCCUCACUUGAUGGUAAACGAUAGAGAGAAUAGACUUGAGGUGUUUUGCCGGAGAGCUUUGAGCUCCUCCGUGUGUGGCAUGACCUCAUGUAGGAUUGUACCUGUAUGUGUCUCAUUGUUGUCUCCAAUUCUCACCUAGUUAGAUUUUCUAGGUACAUGAGAUUUCCCCGUAAGCGUUGUAUGGCAUGAUACCAUGAAGCCCAUGCUGUGGAGGGUGGAGUAUUACACAGGAAUGCACAGGUGUAUCAUUAGCAGUUUGGAAAGAAUUCACAAAUGGGCAAAAAGAAAAUGGUUAAAUGAUAUUAAAUGACAGCAAAGAUGACUUUGAUACGUAGAUAGGGAGUCCUGGCACAGUGAGUGAUUUUAUUUCCUUGUCUGAGACGAGUGGAAGUUGUUCCUGUAUAAGACGGCUCUAAACAUGGCAGAAUCCUGGAGCCUCAAUUCUUGCGGGCAAUGGUCUGUUACUCAAUGAUCGGCUUAUCUGGGGUGAGGGUGUGGCGUAUCAAAGCCCUGUUAGGUUAUUGUAUGACCGAUGGCUCACCCUAAACCAGAGAUGGAAAGAACACGUGGCUGGCUAAGUGUCAGAAAUGUGCAGCUUUCCAACAGGCAAGACUAUUGAACUAUUGGCCUUUCAGUCCAAUACAGUUGGUGUGAUUUGGGGUAAAUAAGCAAGAGUUGACCCAUAAUACCUGAGGCUGUAGAAUAUGCAGUUGACUGCUUUGUCUGCCUUGAUUUGUAUCCCAGCUGUGAGCCUGAGCUAUUGGUCUCAGCCGAAUGUACUGAGCUGAAACUCUGGCUCCUUAAUCACAGGUCAAAGCCCUCUGACCUGUUCAAUGAGGCAACAAAUGAAAAAGGUCAGCGACGCUCAGAGUAGAACGGAGUGAGCCUUGCUCUGUCAAUAUUCACUGUGACAAACUACUACCAGGGCAGCCAGUGCUGGAUCGCCACAGCACUUCAACAAGUAGCUUGUGUAGCCCUCUAUUGGGCUCACUGCUCCCACAGUGACCCAGUUGAAGACACGAGCAGGUUCCCCAGGCCCAUUUGAGGUCUCUGAAGAUGAGUCUAGCGCUGUAUGUUCUAGUAUAACUUCUUAUGAAUGUUUAUGGCUCAGAAGGUGAGUUGGCCAAAUUGGUCAUGUGAUGCAAAAGGACAUGUUACUUGGAGCCACUAUUUCACAUACUUUACAAACAUACACACUACCUUUCUCUCCUCUCUCUGUCUGUCUCGCUCUCACACACACACACUCUGAUAUACAAAGGUAGAAUGACUCUGGCCUUCCAGCCAAGCAGAAAUAUGUGGAGCUGGUUGUGAUUUGGUUCCAGACUUGGGUUGUUGUUCAGUCUCCGUGUGUUACUGGUGAGCUUUGACCAGAAAAGGAUUGUAUUAUUGAGGGUGUUGAGAGAGGGUUUUGGGGGGGUUUUAAAAGUUAAAGUGGAACAACUAAAAAGUUAUCGUGGUCUCUUAUUUGAAGAGGAAAAGAAAUGCAGUAUAAAUUAACCAGAGGACUGAUGGCAAAUUUGAGCUUCCUUUUUCUAGAGUUAGACAGCAGAUGUGCUGUCUCGCGGGGUUCUUGUAUUUUCUCAUCCAGUGGUCUGAUCUGUUCUGCAGCGUUUGAUAAGCCUGUUCACCCACUCUCAUUUCGAAUUUCUUUGAAGAAUCUAAGUUCCUUCUUCUGUGACUUAACUAAUUCCGAGUUAAUACCACUGCUAUGAUUUAUUAUUAUUGCUACUGUUAUUACUACUACUGUUACGCCUGUUACUUAUUACUUUAACUAGAACUGCUGUCCAUUUUUCAGGUAUGUGUCUGUAAUACCAGACCCUUCCACAAGAUGUCAGUGUGCAGUGGAGCAUUUUCAUUACAGAUUGAAAAUAAUGUUUGUUGACUUGUAUCUUCAUAUUAGGAAUAAUAAAACAUGGUUUAAAAGAAAACAACGAA